ACCUCAGGAAGAGAGAAGAAUCAGGAGUUACAUUUGAUAUACUGGAUCUUGAAUUCUAACACCUAGAUUUUAAGCUUAUUUAAGCAAGGCUAUAUCUUCUAUUUCCUUUUCAAUAUUCAGUUCAAUAUUCUGGUUGUCUAUUCUUUCCUACCCUCCCUCCCCGCUAUCAUGACAGCAUAUAGAUAGAAUGCCUAGUUCUCCGCAUAUAGUAAGCACUCUAGAAAUGUUUGAGUCAUUGAUGUCAUGAUGGAUUUACUAUGACAUCACCAGGACUGGAAUACCAUGGUUAGCAACAAAUUAGGGUAAACCACAACCUGUGGGAGCAGGAAAGACCUAGCUUCCUUGUGGACACCUUUAUAGCAUUUGCCUAUGUUCGGUGAAAAAAGAAGAAAUAAAAGAAAAUCACGAACUUUUCAAACUAUUUAUCAAAAUGCAAAGUGGGAUAGACAGCGACUCUGAACCAGAAAAAGAAGUUAUGGAUUCCACCAUCAUGUCCAGAAAAUCCCUUUACAAAUCAGGGGUCCCUCAGCUGGAGAUCCCAUUUGCAGUACAGAAUGUCAUCUCUAGGAUUGAGCAAGCACAGCUUCAUCGAGCCAGAGAGGCCAUUAACAUGCAGCUGGCUGACAUAAUGCUUAAUGUACAGCGGAUAAUAAAUCGCUACACUCUUGAUGAGAAUGUGCACUCUGGAAGAAAAAUAUCCAUUACAGAAUAUAAGAAACGGAGAGUAAAUUUCAUGGAAAAAAUAGUUACUUGUGCUAAGAAUGUUGAAAUUAGAGAAAAGACUCUUGUGUACAUACUGGCCUGGUUGGAAGAAUGGAAUGCAAUUUUGUCUGAGAUGACUGCAACUGAUAUUGAGGAACACCACCACUGGAUAGCACAAAUGGAGUUUUUACCAGAAAUGUUCAAAGCUAUUGAGAACAAUGUCAAGUUACUGUGUAGAAUUAGUGUAUUUUUGUUUGAAGAAAAGAAGAGACAAAAGAGAAAAACAGCAUCUAGAAGUACUCUAUGGAAAUCUUGGAAAGAAAGAGUUAUAAAGCGACCUGCAACAGCUCAUGCUUUAAGACCAGAUCAGAUGAUCAGUGAUAAAUUUGCAACAAAUACAAAGGUUUCAGAAAUCCAAGAUAUGCUACAGGAACUCAUAAACACUAUGAUGUUCAAUAAAUUGGAAAACAAUGCUAUUAAAUAUAUAUCAUCAACAAUAAUAAACCUUUCUAAGGCUUUGGGUUUAAUAAAUGAUGAACUAAAAAUUUUUAACCUCCAGAGUGCCAAUAUGUAUAUAAGUGAGACAAGUGAAAAGGAAAAAGAGCUCUCCCUGAAGAUAAUGCGAGAGCUCAGUGAAAAAAAUGAAAUGCUUCAGCAGAAACUUCAAGAAGCAGAAGAAAAAUAUGAACAAUUUAUUCGGUUCAAAAUUGUUGUAGAACCCCAAGUAGGUAUAGCAUUACCCACAUCAACCUUGAAAGUGUUGCCUGAGCUUUCUUCACAAUCAACCACUAGCAAAGCUGACAUAGAAGACAAUAUGGAUGAUAUGUUGGUUAAAGAACUUGAAGAUAUUACAGAUGAGGCCCAAACAAAAGGGACCAAAGGCUUGGGGAUCAAGUGGGACUCAACUAUUUCAUAUAGAGCCCCAGCUGAAAUGACUCCAGAUUUAACUGAAGAGCAAUAUCCUUCACUUAAAAAAAAGCAAAGAGAGUCUUCUGAAGGUAUCACUGAAGAUAAGAUAUCACAGAAGAAAGGUGAUGUCUAUAGGAAAGAUGGGACUGACCAGUAUCAAUCACAGAAAAAAAAGCAAACUAAAGGCCCAUAUAUGCAUGAGACUUCUGGAUUUAAUGUGAGUGAUGAUAAAGGUAAAGAAAAAGACUCAGAGACCAAACUUGAUUACCAUUUGGAGCUACAGUCACUGGAAAAGAAGAGAAAAGAAAUAAAAUCCUUUUCUGAGGACAAAUCAAAGUCAUCCACUGAAUCAAGAAAACCAAGAAGUGAACAUGUCCCUGCUGAUUACCCUUCUACUGACACAAAAAGCCAAGUUGGCAGAAAUGGAACAAGUGGUUUAUGGGAACAACUCAGGAAGCUCAAACCUGAGUAUUCACAUUACAAAAGCCAGAUUUCUUCAGAGAGUAAAGAGGAAUCCACCACUGAGUCAAUGGACAAAGAGAGCAAAAGUGAGACGAGCAGCCAGGCAGAGCAAUUUGGGUCUACCCAACUUGGUAAUUCCUCUGAGAAAGUGAAAACAAAAGGAAAGAAACACCAUGUCUCUCCAGGAACCACCACAAGCAAAGAGGGAAAACUUGAAGAGGACAUAUUAGUAACUAAGAAAGUCAAGUCUCAUAGACCUGUGAAGCCCAAAUCUAGGGUAACAGAAGAGAUUUCAGAAUCUACCAGAGUUCCAGGAAGUCUAGACGGCAGAAGUGAAGAGAGUAACCUAGAAGAAUUUCAAAAAGCUGUAAUGGCUUUCCUAAAAGAGAAAAUUGAUAACGUAGGAAAGCCUUUGGAUAAAAAGACUGUGCCAAAAGAGGAAUUAUUAAAAACACCAGAGGCUGAAAAAUUAGGAAUCAUAAGGGAAAAAAUAGAGGAAUAUUUCCAAAGCGUAGGUGAAACUGUGACAAAAACCUUGAGGAAGUACAAAGAUAUAAAAAGUGCAGGACAGGUUGGAGAGAAACCUUUGAAACAAAAAAAAGAAGUCUCAUUUAUUCCAGGAUUACAUUUUCAGAAGUCCACUAGUGCAAAGUCUGAAAUUAGAACCUUACUGUUAUCUAAGAGCAAGGAUCCACUAACUGACAAUUUAAUACAAACGAUCUUGGCUGAACUAGAAGGGAAAAGAGAUGCUCUAGUGGCCUCAACGGUAGGGAGAGACGGCAUGGAAAGGCAAAAACAAAGGCGGGAGAAACAUUUGCAAGAAGGUCCAGAAAAAAUAGUUGGUAAGCGUCUCAAACACCAGUUGCAAGAAGGGAGUUUCUGGAAGAAACUGCAGGAGGAAGAGUCAUGGCUCCAGAGGAAGGGAGGAAAGCAAGGACAACGGAAGCAGUGGCAGAAAAUGUGGAAGGAACAGCAAAAACAGAGCAUGCAAAAGCAGACUGAGCAAGAUGAGGAGCAAACGCAAAGAGAAGAGGAAGAUUAUCAGAAGCCAAAACAGCAGCAGCUGGAAGCAUGGGAUAAAAAAAUGGAAAAACAAAUGGUGCCCUUGGAGAAGGAGAAGGGACAGCAGAAGAGGGAUGCUCAGAAGGUAGUGAGGUAUCAAGAGCUGGAAAUAAAUUGGGAGAAAGAGGAGAAGCAGGAGCCAUGGAGAAAUGUAGAGGACCAUGAAAGACAGAGGCAGAAAGAAACAAAGGAUCAGAUGAAGAUUAAGGAGAUAAACUCUGAAGAAGAAGAAAAGAUGUUCGGCCAAACUUCAAUGACAUUUUCUCCCCCGUGGAAGAGCAUACAGAAACUAGCACCCCAGUUACAUCAAAGAAAAGAGUUCCAGAGUCAUCUUAAGGCCUUAGACAUUCUUGCUGAUGGGAAGCACCCUAUACCAAUCACUCCUCCUUCCACACAAUCGCCCUCACCCGAGGCCAUUCCAGUUUCUGGACAGUCUCCCACAAAGUUCCUCACUCUAACUCCUAAACAGGCCCAGGCACUGGGGAUCAGUCUCACCACUGAGGAGGCCAAGGCACAGGGCAUCACUGUCACCUCUCAGCAGGCCCAAGAAAUGGGGAUCACCUUCAUUGAUGAGCAGGCACAGACACAGGGGAUAACUCUCACCCCUCAACAGGCCCAAGAACUGGGGUUCACUUUAACUGAUGAGCAGGCACAGGGGAUCACUCUCACCCCUGAACAGGCCCAGGCACUAGGGAUCACACUCAUUCCCCAGCAGGCACCGAAACUGGGAUUCACCCUCACUGAUGAGCAGGCACAGACACAGGGGAUAACUCUCACCCCUCAACAGGCCCAAGAACUGGGGUUCACCCUAACCGAUGAGCAGGCACAGGGGAUCACUCUCACCCCUGAACAGGCCCAGGCACUAGGGAUCACACUCAUUCCCCAGCAGGCACAGAAAUUGGGAUUCACUCUCACUGAUGAGCAGGCACAGACACAGGGGAUAACUCUCACCCCUCAACAGGCCCAAGAACUGGGGUUCACCCUAACCGAUGAGCAGGCACAGGGGAUCACUCUCACCCCUGAACAGGCCCAGGCACUAGGGAUCACACUCAUUCCCCAGCAGGCACCGAAACUGGGAUUCACCCUCAUUGAUGAGCAGGCACAGACAAAGGGGAUGACACUCACCCCUCAGCAGGCCCAGGCACUGGGGAUCACUCUCACCCCUGAACAGGCCCAGGCACAGGGGAUUACUCUUACCCAUAAACAGGCCCAAGAACUAGGGUUCACCCUCACUGAUGAGCAGGCACAGGGGAUCACUCUCACUCCACAGCAGGUCCAGGCAAUGGGGAUGACUCUCACCCCUGAGCAGGCCCAGACAUGGGGGACCACACUUACCCCUCCACAGGUCCAGGCACUGGGGAUCACGCUCACCCCUGAACAGGCCCAAGUACAGGGAAUCACUCUCACCCCCCAGAAAGCCCAGGCACUGGGGAUGACUCUCACCCCUGAGCAGGCCCAAGCACAGGGGAUCACUCUAACCCCUCAGCAGGCCCAGGCCCUGGGGAUCACACACACACCUGAGCAGGCCCAGGCACAGGGGAUCACACUCACCCCUCCACAGGCCCAGGCAUUGGGGAUCACACUCACACCUGAGCAGGCCCAAGCACAGGGGAUCACUCUCACUCCCCAGCAGACUCAGGCACUGGGGAUCACUCUCACCCCUCCACAGGCCCAGGCACUAGGGAUCACACUCACACCUGAACAGGUCCAAGCACGGGAGAUCGCUCUCACCCCCCAGCAGACUCAGGCACUGGAGAUCACACUCACCCCUGAGCAGGCCCAGGCAGAGGGGAUCAUACUCACACCUGAGCAAGCCCAGGCACGGGGGAUCACACUCACACCUGAACAGGCCCAGGCACUGGGGAUCACGCUCACUCCUGAACAGGCCCAAGCACAGGGGAUCACUCUCACUCCCCAGCAAGCCCAGGCACUGGGGAUGACUCUCACCCCUGAGCAGGCCCAGGCACGGGCGAUCAUACUCACACCUGAGCAGGUCCAGGCACAAGGGAUCACACUCACACCUCCACAGGCCCAAGCACAGGGGAUCCCUCUCACCCCCCAGCAGGCCCAGGCACAGGGGAUCCCUAUUACUUCUGAGCAGGCCCAGGCCCUGGGGCUCACACUCACUCCUGAACAGGCCCAAGCACAGGGGAUCACACUCACACCUCCACAGGCCCAGGCAUUGGGGAUCACACUCACCCCCGAACAGGUCCAAGCACAGGGGAUCACUCUCACCCCCCAGCAGGCCCAGGCACUGGGGAUCACUCUCAGCCCGGAGCAGGCCCAGGCACAGGGGAUCACACUCACACCUCCACAGGCCCAGGCAUUGGGGAUCAUGCUCACCCCUGAACAGGCCCAAGCACAGGGGAUCACACUCACACCUCCACAGGCCCAGGCAUUGGGGAUCACGCUCACCCCCGAACAGGCCCAAGCACAGGGGAUCACUCUCACCCCCCAGCAGGCCCAGGCACUGGGGAUCACUCUCAGCCCGGAGCAGGCCCAGGCACAGGGGAUCACACUCACACCUCCACAGGCCCAGGCAUUGGGGAUCACGCUCACCCCCGAACAGGCCCAAGCACAGGGGAUCACACUCACACCUCCACAGGCCCAGGCAUUGGGGAUCACGCUCACCCCCGAACAGGCCCAAGCACAGGGGAUCACUCUCACCCCCCAGCAGGCCCAGGCACUGGGGAGGACUCUCACCCCUGAGCAGGCCCAGGCACUGGGGAUCACGCUCACACCUGAGCAGGCCCCGGCAUGGGGGACCACAUUCACUCCUCCACAGGCCCAAGCACCGGGGAUCCCUCUCACCCCCCAGCAGGCCCAGGCACUGGGAUUCACCCUCAUUGAUGAGCAGGCACAGACACAAGGGAUAAUUCUCACCCCUCAGCAGGCCCAAGAACUGGGGUUCGCCCUCACUGAGAAGCAGGCACAGGGGAUCACUCUCACCCCUGAACAGGCCCAGGCACUGGGGAUGACUCUCAUCUCCCAGCAGGCCCAGGCACAGGGGAUCCCUAUCACUUCUAAGCAGACCCAGGCACAGGGGAUGCCCCUCACACCUCAGCAGGCCCAGGCACUGGGGGUCACUCUCACCCACCAGCAGGCCCAGGCCCAGGCCCAGGGGAUCGCUCUCACCCCUGAGCAGACCCAGGCACAGGGGAUCCCUCUUACCCCCCAGCAGACCCAGGCACAGGGGAUCACUCUCACCCCCCAGCAGGCACAGGCACAGGGGAUCCCUCUCACACUUCAGCAAGCCCAGGCACUGGGGGUCACUCUCACCCCUCCACAGGCCCAAGCACAGGGGAUCCCUCUCACCCCCCAGCAGGCCCAGGCACAGGGGAUCCCUAUUACUUCUGAGCAGGCCCAGGCCCUGGGGCUCACACUCACUCCUGAACAGGCCCAAGCACAGGGGAUCACACUCACACCUCCACAGGCCCAGGCAUUGGGGAUCACACUCACCCCCGAACAGGUCCAAGCACAGGGGAUCACUCUCACCCCCCAGCAGGCCCAGGCACUGGGGAUCACUCUCAGCCCGGAGCAGGCCCAGGCACAGGGGAUCACACUCACACCUCCACAGGCCCAGGCAUUGGGGAUCACGCUCACCCCCGAACAGGCCCAAGCACAGGGGAUCACUCUCACCCCCCAGCAGGCCCAGGCACUGGGUAUCACUCUCAGCCCGGAGCAGGCCCAGGCACAGGAAAUCACACUCACACCUCCACAGGCCCAGGCAUUGGGGAUCACGCUCACCCCUGAACAGGCCCAAGCACAGGGGAUCACACUCACACCUCCACAGGCCCAAGCAUUGGGGAUCACGCUCACCCCUGAACAGGCCCACACACAGGGGAUCACUCUCACCCCAAAACAGGCCCAGGCACUGGGGAUCACUCUUACCCCUGAGCAGGCCCAGGCACAGGGGAUCACACUCACCCCUUCACAGGCCCAGGCAUUGAGGAUCAUGCUCACCCCCGAACAGGCCCAAGCACAGGGGAUCACUCUCAUCCCCCAGCAAGCCCAGGUACUGGGGAUGACUCUCACCCCCCAGCAGGCACAGGCACUGAGGAUCCCUCUCACCCCGCAGCAGGCCCAAGCCCAGGGGAUCCCUCUCUCACUCCAGCAGGCCCAGGCACACGGGAUCACUCUCACACCCCAGCUGGCUGAGGCACUAGGGAUGGCUCUCACCCCUGAACAGGCUCAGGCACUGGGGAUGACACACGACCCCCUGCAAGCCCAGGGACUAAGGGCCACACUCAUUCCGGACCACGCCCAGGCACAAGGGAUGACUCUCACUCCCCCACAGGCCCAGGCACUGGGGAUCACGCUCACCCCUGAGGAGGCUCAGGCACUGGGGAUUACUCUCAUCCCCCUGCAGGUCCAGGCAUCGGGGAUCACUCUCACUCCUAAACAGACCCAGGCCUUGGGGAUCACUCUCACCCCACAGCAAGCCCAGGCACUAGGGAUCCCUCUCACCCCUCAGCAGGCCCAGGCACAGGGGAUGACUUUUACUCCUCAGCAGGCCCAGGCACUGGGGAUCACACUCACACCUCCACAGGCCCAGGCAUUGGGGAUCACGCUCACCCCCGAACAGGCCCAAGCACAGGGGAUCACACUCACACCUCCACAGGCCCAGGCAUUGGGGAUCACGCUCACCCCCGAACAGGCCCAAGCACAGGGGCUCACACUUACACCUCCACAGGCCCAGGCAUUGGGGAUCACGCUCACCCCCGAACAGGCCCAAGCACAGGGGAUCACACUCACACCUCCACAGGCCCAGGCAUUGGGGAUCACGCUCACCCCCGAACAGGCCCAAGCACAGGGGAUCACACUCACACCUCCACAGGCCCAGGCAUUGGGGAUCAUGCUCACCCCCGAACAGGCCCAAGCACAGGGGAUCACACUCACACCUCCACAGGCCCAGGCAUUGGGGAUCAUGCUCACCCCUGAACAGGCCCAAGCACAGGGGAUCACACUCACACCUCUACAGGCCCAGGCAUUGGGGAUCACGCUCACCCCCGAACAGGCCCAAGCACAGGGGAUCACUCUUAUCCCUGAGCAGGCUCAGGCACAGGGGAUCACACUCACCCCUCAGCAGGCCCAGGCCCUGGGGCUCACUCUCACCCCUCAACAGAUCCAGGCAAAUGGCAUCACUCUUACCCCUGACCAGUUUAAAGCACUGGCAGUCACCCUCACUCCUGAGAAAUGCCAGAGCUUGGGUUUCACACUCACUCCUAUGAAUUUUCAGGCAUGGGGGUCUCCUUUCACUGUAGCACAGGCCUGGGAAUCGGGGGUCUCUAUUACUCCAGAAAGUCCCUGGUUGUCAGCUGUCCCUCGUACCCCUGAACAAACCCAAGGUUUAGGUGCCCCUCUCUCCUUAGAACAGGCUCAAGCAUUAGGGGUUUCUUUCUCUCCAGAACACUUCCGGAAAUCUGGGGUCCCUCUCACCUCAGAUAAAUUCUGUGCUAUAGAAUCUCCCCUUGAGCAAGUGCAAACUUUGGGAGCUCCCUUCAUCCCAGGACAAUCCCAUCCCAUGGGUAUUACUUUCAUGUCUGAGGAGGACCAACAAUCAAGGGAACAGCCCUCACCGCUUGGGCCCCAACCUACUUUAGAACAUACCCUGGAAGCUGGGAUCAUUCCUGUUACUGAUAAACCCAUUACACCAGGUGGUCCUCACAUUUCUAAGCAGUUCCCUACAUUGGCUCCUUCUGGUCUUAGAUCUUUUCAAAGAUUGAAGGCUUCUGUCCUCCCUGGGGAAUCCUUUACAUCAAGUCCUAGGCAGGCCCCAGCAUCUGCUCCUAUUGCUGAGAAGUCCUCUGUAUUUGAGGUCUCUCCUACUCCUUUGCAGGUAUCAGGGUCUCCUCUUUCCCAAGCCCCUGGGAAAUUGCUAGGAAUGAGAAUUCCUUCUGACUCUGGGAAACUUCUGGUAACACAGACUUUUCCUUCCUCUAAACAGACCCUGGUUUCUGAAGGGCAAACUGUUCAGUUUGUAGCACCAGAGGUCCCUCUGGCCUCUGGGAAGCUUGCACCGGAGACCCUUCUUAGUUCUAGAAAGUUCUUAAGAGACUCUUGGACUCCUCAGCUACCGCUGAUAUCAGAGGCCCCCAGGAAGCCCCUUAUAUCUGGAGUUCCACUCUCCUCCCCUCAGUUUUCUACUCUUUUGGCUCCUCUUUCCCCUAGGAAGCCCUUGGUUCCUGGGACUUCUUCCGUCCUGGAACCUAGACCCUUAACACUUUCUGAGAAGCCCCAGGCAUUCCAGCUCCCUGCUGUCUAUGAGCAAUCUCUCUAUCCACAAAUCCCUUCUACUCUUGAACAGCAUCAAACUUUCCCCCUGGGGAUCCCUCCUACCCCUGGGCAUCCUCCAACACUAUGGACCUCCUUAACCCCUGGAAAGCCCCAGAAAGAUAUGUCCUCUUCUAUAGCUAAGGAAAGUAAGGAAAGAUUGGCAAUUAUUUCUUCUCUGAAAUCUAAAUCAGUCCCUUUUACUGCUAAGAACUUCCAAAUAUCAGGGAUCUCUGAUACUUCUGAAGAAUUCCAGACAUGCCAUGAUCCUAUUGCCACAGAACAAUAUAAAACAUUUCAGUCCUAUCUCACCGAUUACAGGACACCAAUAUCACAAACCCCUUACAUUGGUGGGAGGGCCCUUCCCCCUCUCGUGAAGUCUCUUUUUACUAAACUGCCCAAAACGUCACAGAUCUCAUCUUCUGAAUGGGACCAGAAAACCCAGUUCCCCCCUAUAGACAAGUCCUGGAUACUGACUUCAGAUUCAGUUACCAAGAAACCCAAGAUGAUGCCUCCUUCCUCUCCCCAAGAACUCAAAGAGCAGAGGUAUUUUGUUGAUGUGGAAGCUCAGAGAAAGAACCUGGUACUCUUAAAUCAGGCCACAAAAUCUUCUGGACUCCCUUCACAGCUACACACAACAGCUAGGAAUCUCAUAAUUGAGACACUUCAUACAGACACAGUUCGGCUGGGAUACCUAUUCCGCAAGUACAUUGCUUACAGGCUGAUCCAGCGUGCAAGAAACAACAUAAUCAGACGAUUACAAGCCCUCCAAAACACUGGGAAAGGUUAUGAGACCCAGAACCUCUUCAUACUGCUAAACAGAAUUGAUGACUACCAGAAAAAGAUUAUGCAGGUCUGGACCAACAAACAGAAGUCUUUAGAGCAGAAACGGAAUCAGUGCCUGAGGAAAAUGAUGUUCUUAUUUAGCCAGCUUCAAGAGAUGUAUAAAUUGAAUCUUAGUCGGCCCAUACCUUUGAUCACUGACAAAAAGGAGAUACCUGUCUCUGCCAAAUUUGUUCAGCAGCCAUUCCUAGAGCUGCUAAUAGAAGAAGAUAGAAAGUAUGACACAUUCAAGAAAUUACGACAAGAAGACCAAAUGAGAGCUAUCUGGAAUGCUGAUCUGUCAACUUCAAGCUACCCAAUAGCAGAGAAGACAUCAAUACAUUCGCUCUGGGCCCAGCUGGGUGGGUACCCAGAUAUUCCUAUGCUACUCCAGUUAGAUGUUCAGUCUACCUUCAGAAAAUCUCUCGCAUCCGUUAAAUCACAGUUUAAGAAGAUUCCCAAGUGACUGUAAAAUUAAACACAAGCAAGUAAAUUCCAGUGCUGCAGUAAAAUUCCUACUUUGCU
Messenger RNA from Mustela lutreola (European mink), 10755 nucleotides. It is a transcript of the gene FAM186A, whose product is annotated as family with sequence similarity 186 member A. The record is from RefSeq and is a predicted model, not a curated record. The transcript is spliced from 8 exons. NCBI's taxonomy places the organism in Eukaryota, Metazoa, Chordata, Mammalia, Carnivora, Mustelidae. The coding region runs from base 431 to 10696 and encodes 3421 amino acids.